Conger conger (European conger) is the source of this 6567-nucleotide messenger RNA. It is a transcript of the gene sona, whose product is annotated as SON DNA and RNA binding protein a. The coding region runs from base 430 to 4272 and encodes 1280 amino acids. NCBI's taxonomy places the organism in Eukaryota, Metazoa, Chordata, Actinopteri, Anguilliformes, Congridae. The record is from RefSeq and is a predicted model, not a curated record. Gene Ontology annotation, molecular function: RNA binding. The transcript is spliced from 8 exons. Gene Ontology annotation, biological process: regulation of cell cycle; regulation of mRNA splicing, via spliceosome.
GAGGUCCUCGUUGCUCGCUCUCAGUGUCAUGGCGACCAACAUCGAACAAAUUUUCCGGGAUUUCGUUAUGAAUAAAAUUAAAGAAAUUGAAGACGAAGGUCAGCAUACUGGUCCUGGCUCACCUUGAGAUUGAACUGCAGGCGUCAUCACUAGCAGGCUUGUGGACGAGUGCAGCGCCCCACUCCGUGUUGAGCACGUAGACGUGCUCUCUCAGGGCUCUAGGGUGUUGAUUUGUGGUGACUGGGAGGAUCGUUAUAGGAGCGCAUCGUCUAACUGGUCGCACACACGCUCGCUCGCUUCCCACACGCGUGUGCUUGGCGUGUGCCGGCGCGCUCUCACCCCCGCGGUGUCCCCUGCAGAGUGACGAGCGAGGGCCAGCCCAACGGAGGCGUCUCACACCCGGGGCAGAAUUCCGGCGCCGGGAAGAACAUGGCCGACCCGUCCGAGAGGGCCGGGGACCCCCCCUCCCCCCCCCGCCCGCUGCUGCCAGCGGAACAUGCCAGGAUCACAAAGCUCGCUGAAGGGGGCGACGCGUCCCACAGUGCAGCGGCUGUAGACGAGCCGCCCAAGGAGGGCAGUGACACCCCGCGCAAGAGGAACAAGAAGCACAAACGACACAAGAGCAAGAAGAAGAAGAAGAAACGCAAGGAGGAGAAGGAGAGCAGCUCGGAAUCUGGGGCGGAGUCAGACGGAGAGACGCGGGGCGUGGCCAGUGUGAAGACUGAAGUCCUGCUCGAGGAACACCCCGAGCCUGUGGGGGCCACUGCCGGGGCCACGCCCCUCUCAGCUCUUGCAGGGGAAGAGACUGACGGAAAGUCCAAGAAGCAGAAACGACACACAAGCAAGAGGAAGAAGAAGAGGAAGAAGAAAGGCGAAGAGGAGAAGCCAGAGAAGAAAUCUCCGUCCCGAUCGGAGAGCACCUCGGCCUCGGGGUCCGAGUCGGAGAUGGAGUCCCGCCCCCCCUCCGGGCUGCCCUCUGCCGCGUCCCCCGCUGCCCCCCCCUCAGACGGAGCUUCGCCCGACUCCACGCCCGCACCUGAGCCGCCGGCUGCCCAGGUAAAGGAGGAGGAGUCUAAACCCAGCCCAGGAGACGCGGCGGGUGUGCCCGAUGAGGCCUCGGCCUCCACUUUGGACAUCGGUGCCUCCUCGGCCGCGGAGGCCGCAGGGGCGGAGCGUAACGGCGACUCUGCUGGCGGUUUCUGCGCGGCUCAGGACCUGCCGGAUAUAAUCCCAAAACUGGAGAGCGCGCAUCGGGAGGAACUCCCGAGGAUGGGCCCGGAGCUCGCCGCCGACACCAACGGGAAGCCGGAGGACCGGAGCGAGGAGAAGCACAGCAGCCGGUCGCGGUCCCGGUCUGUUUCUAAGACCGGGAGAGAAGCAUCGCGGCGAAGCCCGGCGAGAAAGAGCCGCAGCCGGUCGCUGAGCACCCCCCGCGAAUCCGUGAAGCCCAGCAACAGGGCCCGCUCCUCUUCCCGCCUGAGGUCCAGCCCGAAGGCCAAACGCAAGUCCCGCUCCCCCUCCAGGAGGAAGCGUCGCUCCAGGUCGCUGUCGCACACCAGGAACAGGAGGUCGAGGUCCCGGUCGAUCCGCCGCAGGCAUAGCCGGUCGCGGUCUGUCGUGCGCGUCCGCCGGUCGCGGUCACGGUCCCUCUCCAGGCGAAGGCGCUCGUGGUCGCGGUCGAAGAGGUCGCGGUCUCGUCGGCGCGCUCGACGGACCAGGUCCCGUUCGAUCCGGAGAGGCAGGCGGUCCAGGUCUCGGUCUCGCUCACGCCACAGACGGUCUAGGUCCCGGUCCUUCAGACGAGUCCGGCGGACCCGUUCGCGGUCCAUUGUAAUCCUUCGGCGGAGGCGAUCUCGGUCACUGCGCCGGAACAGAUCGCGGUCCAGGUCGCCAAAGAGAAGGCGGUCUAAAACCCCAUCGCCACGCCGAUCGAGGCGGUCUAAAACCCCAUCGCCACGGCGAUCGAGGCGGUCUAAAACCCCAUCACCACGGCGAUCGAGACGGUCUAAAACCCCAUCACCACGCCGAUCGAGACGGACCAAGUCCAAGUCACCGGCAAGGAGGCGCCAUUCAAAGUCUCGAUCACCAAAGCGGAGUUCUAGGUCUCCCCAUCGGAGCAAGCGAUCAAAGUCUAGAUCUCCGGCGAGGCGUCAUCGCUCAAAGUCCAAGUCCCCAAAACGCAGUGGGAAGCACUCAAAAUCUCCCAAAAGGAACAAGCGUUCAAUUUCAAGGUCUCCCAACAGGAACAAAUCAAAAUCUAGGUCUGUCUCAGGAGACAGGCAAUCAUCUGAAAUGAGCCCCUCUCCCACGAAAGGAGGCGGCAGCGGCUCCAAGUGUGGUUCGCCCGACCAAGAUCGCCAGGACGCAGACCUCAGCAAGGACCUGGCCUCCCCGGACAAGCUGGGGAGAGACGCUGGUGAAAGGGAGGAAAUGUCCUCGGAUCCGAUCCCUGAAACCGGACCGGAACAGCGUGCGGACCACACGGAGAUGGAGGCGGCCUCCACCGGGGGCUGGAAGCCAGUGCCGUUUCUGGCAGAUGGAAAGGCCAAGGCCGGCUCUGCCCCCUCUAAAGCACCUGUCGACACCCCCAAGAGCAGUUCUCCACAGAGGGUUCCUGAUGAGAAGUGCUUUACCUCAGAGGUACCUUCCACCAGUCUGGACUCGCCAGAGCUCACGGCACAUGCCGCUGCCCCUGCUGAUAACCAGUCGGAACCUUGCGCCACCAUCUCGAGAUCCCGGUCUGCCUCCCCUCAGACUGAAGAGGAGGGGCACAGCCAGGUGGUUCCCACGGGGGUGAACACCGACAUGCCGGCUGUGUCUCCAAAUGAGCAUCGGAGCUCUCGGUCAUGUUCUCCCGCCAAACUCGAUGGCGACCACUCCAGAUCGCCGUCUCCCUCCAAACCUGCUGUUGCACAGGACUUUGAAUCCCCGUCAGUCGGCAAAAAUGAAAAACCUAUAAAACGGAGGAGCUCCUCCUCUCCUGCUAGGAAGAAGAGCUCAAAGUCCCGAUCGCCUUCCCGGAGGAGGAAGUCCCGGACCCGCUCACCCGCCCGCAGAAAACGCUCACCUUCCAACUCUUCCUCCCCGCGAAAAAGGUCCCCAUCAAAAUCCACCACUCGCAGAAAGAAGUCCAAGUCAAAGUCUCCGGCGAGGAAGAGAAAAUCUCGAUCUCCCUCUCGCAGUCGGAAGAGAAAAUCCAAAUCUAGGUCCCCUGUGAGGAGGCGGAGAUCCAGGUCUAAAUCUCCCGCUCGGAAGCGGAAGUCCCGUUCAAAGUCUCGAACCAGAGCCAAGCGGUCAAAGUCCAGGUCCCCCAGGAGGAAGCGGUCAAAGUCCAGGUCACCGGCGAGGAAGAAGCGCUCAAAGUCCCGGUCCCUAGUGCGCAGGAGGAGGUCCAAAUCCGCAGAGAAGAGCAAGCGGUCAAAAUCCCGCUCUCCGGCCCGGAAGAGGCGGUCGAGGUCUCGGUCCCGGGUGCGGCGCUCCCGGUCCCGGCGGUCGAGGUCCAGCUCCCGCCGGCGGCGGAGCGGGUUCCCGCUGGACCGGCGCGACCGCUGGCGCCGCACCCCGAGCCACUCCCCCAUCCUCAUCCUGCGCAAGAGGAGGUCCACCUCCAGGACCCGGCGCAGCGCCAGCAAGACCCCGCCCCGCCUCACCGAACUAGAUAAGGACCAGCUGCUGGAGAUCGCCAAGGCCAAUGCGGCUGCCAUGUGUGCCAAGGCCGGCGUGCCGAUCCCUGAGAGCCUCCGGCCCAAAGCCAUCCUGCAGCUGCCCCUGCCCACGCCGGUGCCCACGCCCCUGUCCUUGCCCCUGCCCCUCCCCAUGAACCUGCCCAUGAACCUGCCCCUCAAUAUGUCCAAUAUGAGUAUGCCCAACAUGAACAUGCCCAACAUGGGUAUGCCCAACAUGAACAUGCCCAACAUGAACAUGCCCAACAUGAACAUGACCAUGCCCAGCAUGAGCAUGACGGCUGCUGUGGCCACGAUGACUGCUGCCCUCUCGACCAUGAGCGCCCUGUCGCAAAUGCCCAACCUGCCUGCCCUGCCCACCAUCACCAACAAGCCCCCGCCCAUGGCCAUCCCCAACACCGCCAACAUCGAGGAGGUCAAGAGGAAGGUCACGCAGAAGGCCAACAGUAUCAGCAUCAAGGAGCUUACAGAGAAGUGUAAGAAGAUCGCGGAGAGCAAGGAGGAGAUGGCCAUCGCCAAGCCGCACGUGUCCGACGACGAGGACGACAACCCACGGGACAACAAGGGAAGUUCCUUCAGCCUCAGUUAACCUGGCCCCCCCCCGCCCUGGCCCCUUGGCGAAACCGGAGGCCUUUGAUCUCGAGCCCCCGGCAUCGCCAUGGCCACCGGACACAGUGGAAGGGCCCUAAAGGGGCCCUGCGGAGUGGACACACGGACAGACCGAUGGACAGACUGAUGACGGGAACGGGGAGUUAAGGGGGUCUUCCCCGAUGCCCCUCCUCCACCAGGCGGGUCUCACAACCACACUCAGAACUGCGCCUCUGGACGGAGGUGACGCUGCGCAGAGCUGCGGGGUCUGGCUGCACUCUGUCCGGGAGAAGAGCGCAGACCGACCCGGCAGCCGGCUUCAUUACGCAUUCUCCACUGGGGCGCCGAACGUUCGUAAUCAAGCCUUUGAAGUGAGGUGAGGAGACCCCAGGGGGACCGUGGGACUGGGGGCUCCACCUCUCCAAAGAGACUUUGUUCAGCGGGCAGCAGAAAUGCGAAAGGAUUUUAGAUUAUUAUUCAAUUUUUUUUUGUGAAGGACUGAAUUGUAGCUGCCCUUGCUUUUCCACAUUGAGUUUUCUUGCUUGUGUUUAUUUUUCCUCCUCCUCCCGUUUUCUUGGGUGAAGUUGAAUGUGUCCCAGCUGUGCUCACCACGCCGGGUGGGUGUGGUCUGCAGCGCUUCCCAGCAUGCAGUGCUGCAAGCUUUGCUGCGUCACACCUGCCCAGAGGGCUGUUGUGAGUGGCUCACCGGAGCGUAACGUUGCCCUGACAACAUGAUCGAUGCCCCGUGGCCCUGGGUUAGGAUGCGUACAGUUGAGUAGUGAUUGCAGCCCUGAGUACAGUGGCUAAACGAGAUUACCGAGCAGCAUUUCGGACCAGCACAGCUUUUGGGCCUCAUGAAGAGGACUGUUCUGAAGAGUAAUUGUCCUGUAGUAUAUAAACCACAUCGACCUGCUGCCCAUUUGUUUUUAAGGGGAUACAUAAAUAUAAAGAGCCUGAUGCAUUGUCUGAGGGGAAAAACAGGUUGUUUUUUGAGGUUUUUGACAUCUUUACUGUAUUGUGUAAUGUUUUGGGUGAUUAUUUUCUGUGCUUUUGUUUUUUUGUUUUUUUUUGUGUUGGAUCUGACAGCCCUGCUCAGACACGCUGUGGGGGGUUCUGCUGCCCCCUGGUGGUUUUGAUUCCAGAUGCGUCAUCCUCUCCUGCCAGUCAGAAUUGGCCUUGAAAAAGCCACAUGCACACAUACUUGUAUCUCUCUCACACACACACACACACACACACACACACACACACACACACAGAGGCACGCACACUCAUUCCUGUAUCACACACACACACACAUUCCUGUAUCUCUGACACACAGAUUCCUGUAUCUCUCUCUCUCUCACACACGCACACAUACCUGUAUCUGUUUCUCACCACCCCACACACACACACGCACGCACGCACGCACGCACGCACGCACGCACGCACGCACGCACGCACGCACGCACGCACGCACACACACACACACACACACACACACACACACACACACACGCACACGCUCACCAGUAAAACGCAGCACAUUGCAGUAUGUCACCUGCCCAUUUCUGAGUGAUUCGGAGAGAAGCGUCAUAGUUCAGAUGCCAGGACUUUACUGCCUCAAAAGUAUUCUGAGUAUAGAGCUGUAUGAGAGGAGUGGGCGGGGAUUAAAGUGUGUUAUCUGUAGAGAAGUGGGUGGAGCUUAAAUUGGGUUUCUCCUGGAAAGGGGGGGAAUUUUGGGUGCUUUUCUGAGACGAGCUUAAAGGUUUGUGUUGGGAGAAGUGGGCGGAGCUUCUCGAGUCGUGCUGUGACGAUGGAGGUGGCCGGUUUCCUCGGCGACCGUGUGUUCUGGGCGGAGCUCAUGCAGUGGUGGAUGCUGGCUGGUUCCAACCACAACAUAACCACACAGGUGUGAUUGAGCACGGAUACAGGAGUACUGGAUCGGAUACACCUGUUGGGGGUGGAGCUGUACUGCAUAGGUGUGAUGUGUUUGCUCACCACAGACCUCCACAGUGUGGUCAACCGUGUGUGAGUGUGUGAGUGUGUGAGUGUGUGAGUGUGUGAGUGUGUGAGUGUGUGAGUGUGUGAGUGUGUGAGUGUGAUCUAGUAAUCCUGCAUCUGUGCCGUAGAACUCCACAUUCCCGUAGAAACCUCACUCUUCUGCUGUAACCACGUUUGGCUUAAUUGUCUUUUAUAUAAAAUGGCAUUUUAGAUAAUUUUUUUUUUUUUUUUUUUUUUUUUUUUUAGUUCUUAGGAUGUUUGUUUGCUUUGUACAUAAUGCAAUGUUGAUUAUUAUUAAAGAAAUCUCCUAAAAUGA